UAAUUUACAGUUUUCACGUUUUGUCAAAAAACAGAAUGUCAAUGUAGGUUACUCAUGUAAAAUUGUAAUUAAGUGUAAGGGGAAUUUGGGAGGGCCAAAUUUAUUUUUAUUACCCGUAAUUGUUUUUAAAAAUGCUUCUCGCUUCUUGUGGCGCCGACGCUAAAUUCCAUGAUUGGCCGUCUGGGAAAUUUUACGGUCAUUAUCAGCCUGAAAACAGUAACAAAAUCAAAUGUGUCUCAUGGUCGAAAGAUGGUGAUACCGUUGUCUUGGUACAGACGAUGGGUUUCGGUACGGCAGUUGUCGUGAGUCCUGCACCUCUCCUACAAGUCCUGGAUAAUAUACAAAUGUCGCGAGUAGAAGCAGCUGCUUUUUCGCGUGUAGAAAACCACGAAGUUACAUUAGGUUUGGACAACGGAGGUAUUUUGGUGUACGACAUUAAGCAAAGGACAAUUAAUCGCGUACUUAAAACUAUUCCUGCUUGCGUAGAGUUCUUGGACUAUUCGGUAAAUGAUUUAUAUCUGGCAGCAGGGUGCAGCAGCGGCCAAAUAGUUUUAUACAACAACAAGAGGAGAAUUUGUGCGAGUUAUUGUGUGCCAAACAGUUACGACCUAUCGGCCAUGAGUUGUCAUCCAUGCGUCGAGGAAUAUUUAGCUGGAGCCAGUUGUUCUGGUCAUUUGGCAGUUUGGGACGUUCCAACAGGAAACAGUUUGUUUACCACGAAAUCUCAUAACGGUGGUAUAAUGGACAUAGCUUUCAGUAAGACUGAAGACAUGAUUUGUACUGUUGGAUUAGAUAAAAAGUUCUGCAUCUAUUCCUUAAAUUCGGGCGAACGUACAGCCCUGGUCAAUCUGGAAGAUCAACUGAGUUCGGUUGACUUUGCUCCUAAUGGCGAACAAAUUGUUGUGGCAUCUAUUGACGGAAAAAUUUUGGGGUACGAUAUUAGGAACAUGAACACUCCUAAUCGUACCCUAAUUCCUCACACGUCCAUUUAUAAAAUCAAAUUCCAACAACGUGAUACUUCACCACGUAAUAUUCCCGAAGUGGAGGACAUCCAAAGCGAGAAAUGUUCAAGUUUGAACGUUAAUACGUUCUUCAAGGAUAGAAGAAGUUUUGAAAGUAUAUCUGAAGACUCAAGGGAUGGCAAUGCUUAUAACCUGGAUGAAGCGGUAUCAGGUGGGGGCGACGCGAUUAUUAAAGAGCCGGUAAUCGCGAUUAAUUCCAAGCCGGAAAUAAAAAUUCAAAUUCCUUCGGUUAUUUUGGAUCGAAAAGUGGCAGACGAAGAAAUAUCAGAAAAUUCGUGCAGUAAUACUAGUAGUACAUCCGAUGAUUACUCGUUUUUAAAUAAUUUAAUAACGCAAUUGAUAAACCAUUGCAUAGAAAAUGUCGUGGAAACUAUGAACAACGAGUUCAUGCAGAUGAAGAUGCAACUGACGAAAGAAAUUAUUUAUUUGGAAAAUCGAAUCGACGAGAAAUUUAAGGAGAUUGUUUACGCAGCUGAAUCUGUUUCAACGAUACAUGAUCAAGAGCCCAAGCCUCAAAAUACAGACGAUUAUCCUCUUGAAAUAUCUGUCAGAUAUAAAAAGGAUUUCCUUACACAUUUAAAAGAGGCUUCGAACAACUAAAAGGAAGUUUCGUGGAUGUGUUUUCCAUUUAAUUUCAGUCUAUAAUUAUCUAGCUAUAUUCAGAUCAUUAAAAAUUGGACGUUACUGCCAAUAUUUAAUAGUAAUGGUAACAAUAAUUAAUAGAUCACCAUUAAAAAUUCAUGAUUAUUUCUCGUCAUUGUCGCCGUGCUUCUCACAAAAUCAAAAUUUUAUCAUGACUACAUUUUAGUAUUUGUUUCAUCAACAUUAAUAUCUUUUACUCAAAUUAAUUCGUAAAAGAAAAGCUUACUUAUUAAUUGAUGUCUCAAUUUGUAUGUAAAGAUAAUGUGAAAUACGUUAAUAAAGGGGAUUGGUGUCAAA
Molecule: messenger RNA, 1961 nt
Organism: Agrilus planipennis (emerald ash borer)
Lineage: Eukaryota; Metazoa; Arthropoda; Insecta; Coleoptera; Buprestidae
Product: protein NEDD1-like
Exons: 1
Coding region: 132-1622 (496 amino acids)
Biological process (GO): microtubule nucleation; mitotic cell cycle
Cellular component (GO): spindle pole; ciliary basal body; centriole
Molecular function (GO): gamma-tubulin binding
Source: RefSeq, a predicted model, not a curated record